Molecule: messenger RNA, 1401 nt
Organism: Thyridium curvatum
Lineage: Eukaryota; Fungi; Ascomycota; Sordariomycetes; Thyridiales; Thyridiaceae
Exons: 3
Coding region: 1-1401 (466 amino acids)
Source: RefSeq, a predicted model, not a curated record
AUGGAACUGACGCCUCUCAAGGUCAGGUGCAAGCGUCGCCUUCCUGGCGAGCCCAAACACCUCCCACGCCAGCUCAAGAAACGCAAGGUGGGCAGGAUGGAGCAGUCUCUAUCUCAACAUGCUGCUGCCCAGAAGCAGAAGCGUGGCUCGCCCCUCCUGGACAAGCUGCCCACCGAGUUGCUCGAGCGCAUCUUCGUCGAGUCGGGCAAUGUGAACCUUACCCGGGCCAGCCAUAUCCUGGGAGCCAGACUGUCCAGCAAGGCCGUCUUCAUGCGGAUGAUCCAACGAGCUUUUGCUCCCACUUGGGAUGAGUGGUUCGGGUGCAUCUCGCUCGAGGUUGGCGAGUACACGGACGCCUUCGGUGACGCCGACCGGUUUUCUGGGAGUCCCCAAGAACAAAGCGAGAUUCUGGGCUUUCGCUGGGCAAAGGUACCCCUGCUUCUAGAGGCACAGCAGAGAUGGCUGGAGAAUCAGCCGCGAAAGGUUCGCCAGGAGAGGCGGUUCCAGCAUCUUGCCGACUUCUACAAGGUGCCCCGUCGCAUCAUCCGCCGUCAUCAACACGUGGGCACAAACCAUGUCGACUCGGUACAUGAGUGUUACAGGGUCGACUUUGAGGCCCACAUCCAUCGGCUCACGGUGCUCACGCCUGCCGACACGUAUCGCGAAGGCCAGAACCGACUCUGUCUGCUGGACAUGCACCCGAGAGUUCGGAUUCCGGACUGCUUGCUGACUGGGCCCUAUGGAGAAGACGAGGUGCAUCUUUUGUUCUGGCUCGUCCGCGGCGGGACGCGUAUAGCAGCUCAGCAGAGCUGGGAGUUGACGCGGCAAGGCUUCGACCAUAUUCUCAUGGACGUCGCGUCACUGGAUCAUGUCGCUAUACUAAUCCACAUGUUUGGCAUGCUCGACGUCUUCCUGACGCGGUGGCCGAAGUCCGUCUUUGAGCAAGCUGUCGCCAGAGUUGCCGAGCUGGCCCAAGACGAGAGUCACGAGCGCAUCGCUAUCUUCCAGUACAUCCGGGCGUACUUCAAGCGCGUUACCGACGUCCGUGCCAACAUCCAGCUGAUGUAUGAGCCGAAACCCGAGUCGGAGUACUACUACACCGAAUCCGAAUCCGAGGACGAAGAUGUCGGUGACGAUGAGGCCGACCAAGACAUAGACGAUGCGGCAACCGAUAUAUCGCCGCCCAGCCAGGUGGCGUCCGAAACAACGCAGUCUGCAGACGCGGCUUCUGUGGCGCCUUCGUACACGUCCAUCUUCUCGCCCGCAGCUUCGACCGCCGCCACGUCGUCAGCUCGUACGUCUAUUUCGGAAGGCUCUCUUGCCGACCCAUCCUCCAGCAAGACUGUGUGGGCCUCUGGGGCCAUGUCAUCCGGAUGGUUUAAUGAACCUUCGGCAAGCUAA